GCCCAUGUGAGCGAGCUCGCUCCGAUCAGCGCUCAACCGUGCAUCCUACACCAUCAACAACAUCCCCAACACCUCCGUCUGCCUGUUUCUCACCAUCUCCGCCUGCACUCCGACCCUCAAUUACAUCCCUAGAGACCGCUGGCCCGUCACUCCCAUCCACCAUGAAGUUCUCCCAAGCUUCGCUCCUCGCCGCCUGCGUCCCCGCCAUCUCCGCCCGCUUCCUGGAGACGGCCGAGGUCGAUAACGUCAUCCUCCACCCCGAGGAGACCUACCUGAUCGAGACGGCUCCCGGAAAGACGCAAUGGGUCACCGAGGACGAGAAGUGGGAGAUGCGCCGUAAUGGCCAGAACUUCAUGGACAUCACCGCCACCCAGACCCUCGGCGCUAACGCCAAGGCCCGAGCCGCCGUUACCUUUCCCAAGAAGUGCGUCAAGCAGGACGAGGUCGUUCCUCUCGCCAAGAACCUCGACAAGAAGAACAUGAGAGCCAACCUUGAGAAGUUGACUAGCUUCCACACCCGAUACUACAAGUCCUCCUACGGCCUGCAGUCCUCCGACUGGGUCCUCGAGAAGGUCAACAGCAUCAUCAAGGAGGCUGGGGCCGACGCCACCGUCUUCGCCGAGAGCUUCCCCCAUACCUGGCAGCAGCACUCUGUUAUCGCCACCAUCCCCGGCCAGUCCAACAAGACCGUCGUCAUUGGCGCUCACCAGGACUCCAUCAACCUCUUCCUGCCCUCCAUUCUCUCCGCUCCCGGAGCUGACGAUGAUGGAAGCGGUACCGUCACCACCAUGGAGGUGUUCCGUGCCCUCCUCAACUCCAAGGAUGUUGUCGAAGGCAAAGCUCCCAACACCAUUGAGUUCCACUGGUACAGUGCCGAAGAGGGCGGUCUUCUCGGCUCGCAAGCCAUCUUCCAGUCUUACGAGGCUGCAGACCGAGACGUCAAGGCCAUGCUUCAGCAGGAUAUGACUGGCUUUGUCCAGAAGACUUUGGACGCUGGUCAGCCCGAGAGCGUCGGCGUUAUCACCGAUUUUGUCGACCGAGGCUUGACUGAGUUCAUCAAGGUCGUUAUCGACGAGUACUGCGGCAUCCCCUGGGUAGAGACCAAGUGCGGUUAUGCCUGCUCCGACCACGCCUCUGCUUCCAAGGCUGGCUACCCCUCUGCCUUUGUCAUCGAGUCUACCUUUGAGAACUCCGACGGCCAUAUCCACACCAGCGAUGACCUCAUCAAGUACCUCUCCUUCGACCAUAUGCUUGAGCACGCUCGCAUGACGCUCGGCCUCGUUUACGAGCUCGGCUUCUACGAGUUCGACGAGUCUAAGGAGGAGUGGACCGACCUGUAGGCAGGCAUCGAAGAGUGAAAGCGCGUCUGGAUUUGGUUGAUUGUCGGAUGAAGGCGAAUGACUUUGAUAGAAUGGGUCGGUCGAUUGGAUAGACUGUGACUCUUGUUUUUGGUUCAUGAGAUUGCUACGAAUUAAGUAGAAAGGGCAUUAUCCCUUCAACUCUGAAUGUCCCUGUG
Ilyonectria robusta is the source of this 1516-nucleotide messenger RNA. RefSeq lists its product as uncharacterized. Gene Ontology annotation, biological process: proteolysis. The record is from RefSeq and is a predicted model, not a curated record. The transcript is spliced from 4 exons. Lineage: Eukaryota; Fungi; Ascomycota; Sordariomycetes; Hypocreales; Nectriaceae. Gene Ontology annotation, molecular function: metalloexopeptidase activity. The coding region runs from base 162 to 1340 and encodes 392 amino acids.